CACUUCAGUUCAGUGGCUGAGCCAAGCCCCUUCUCCCCUUCUACAGAACUCAGAAGCAAGGUCUGAGAACCCUUACCUCUCUUCGUCUGUCCGUCCGUCCGUCCGUCCGUCCGUCGCACACAGGGUCUUCCCUUCGUCCAUCGAGCCACUGCGCCCCCAUCUCCUUCUCCAAUCUUCUUCCUUCAGCAGAACUGCGAGUAGCCCUAGCCCCUCACUCAACCUCGUCUUCGUCUGCUAGCCUUCAAUUCUCGAACACCUCUCAUUCCCCAAUCGUGUGGUCGUCCUCUGGUCUUCGUCUGGUCGCCGUCGUUCGUCGUGCUCAACCGCUCUCCGGCGUCCGUCGAAGCCUGUAACUGAAAACAAUGCCAAUCUAAAGACAUGCUUUUUUCAUGUUCUCUUCAAGCCUCAAGGGAGGAUAUGGUGGGUGCGUGUCUUGUUCCCAUUUGAAGUUAAUUGUGCAGAGAGAUAUCGCAAAAGCGUGCUUUUGGACAAAUCCCCUCCAAUACCAAAGCAAAAGAAACUACGCCUUCUUCCUUGCUUGCUAUUCUCUUCUCUUUUGACACCAAUCCGAAAUUGAUUCUGAGAGCAUCUUGUCUUUUUAUCUGCAAAUUAAAGGCACCAAUGUGUUUCCCAGGUGGCGUGUAUCGACUUGCGACAUUUCAUUUGUAAAUCGUAAUCAAUCUAGCUUGGGAAAGUGAAAGUCAUGUACACUUAUGCUCAACUUUAUUAGUCCUUUCUAAGAGAUACCAACAGCUAGCAGCAAGGAUUAUAACAUUUUGAUCACAAGCCAUACAAAUAAAAGAUGCCACAGGUUGUAAAUCCCAGGCAGGAUAUUUUGCAUACCUAUUCCUCUGCCUGUUUCAGAGAGCACUUGAAGGAGCCAGCUGAUUCUAGGAUUUCCCAUGUGGUUUUCAGCUUGUUUUCAAGGCACCAUCGUGGCAAACUUUGUCUUGGUGACACAAAAGUUAAGCCUUUGAAAUUGAUGAGGCGCACAUUAUGCCCUUGUAGUAGAACAGGAGUUGUUGCAGAUGAACAUCAAGAAGACUUUCCUGAUGAAGAUGAGGACCUGUGUCCUGUUGAUUGUGUAAGGGAAUUCACGACGGAUGAAGAGUUCUGCAGGAUUCUGGACAAGGCUAAAGGAACAGGAUCUUUGGUGGUGGUAGAUUUCUACCGCACCUCUUGUGGAAGCUGCAAAUAUAUAGAGCAGGGUUUUGCCAAGUUGUGCAAGAAGGCUGGUGAUGAUGAAGCCCCGGUUAUUUUUCUAAAGCAUAAUGUAAUGGACGAGUAUGAUGAGCAAUCCGAGGUUGCAGAGCGACUAAGAAUUAGGGCUGUGCCUCUUUUCCAAUUCUACAAAGAUGGAGUCCUGUUGGAAGCAUUCCCAACCAGAGAUAAAGAAAAGAUUGUCGCAGCCAUCCUCAAGUAUUCAUCUCUUGAGCGUCAAGAUAUUUUGUGUUAACUUCAUGGGAAUAGAUCACUCAUGCAAAAUUGGUUCUACAUGACACAAGUUCUUUAAAGAUAAUUUUGUAGACCACACAUAAAAUAUUUUAGCCAUGUGAUUGUAUUUCACUUAAUUGGAACACUUGCUUAGUGCAGGGAUUCUCAAUUUCUCAUAACCCUUCAGGGGGUUUCAAUAAAUAUUUUUUUUUGUUAACCUUGUGCGUCUUGUUUGUUUAGCUCACAUGGCAUUUCGCUCCCUUUGCAUCUCAAAGGUUUCGGGCUCAACUUCUACUGACUGAAAAAAAAAAAAAUUGACCGAAACCUUUCACUGCAUAUAGAUUUAAAUAAUAGUACAGGCCUACAAUAAUUUGUGUGUAUUUUCAUUGGGAAGAAAUAUAUGUCUUAUUUACAUA
Messenger RNA from Arachis stenosperma, 1850 nucleotides. Its product is annotated as thioredoxin-like 4, chloroplastic. The record is from RefSeq and is a predicted model, not a curated record. Lineage: Eukaryota; Viridiplantae; Streptophyta; Magnoliopsida; Fabales; Fabaceae. Bases 803 to 1456 code for a protein of 217 amino acids. The transcript is spliced from 6 exons. Gene Ontology annotation, cellular component: chloroplast.